Molecule: messenger RNA, 1273 nt
Organism: Symphalangus syndactylus (siamang)
Lineage: Eukaryota; Metazoa; Chordata; Mammalia; Primates; Hylobatidae
Source: RefSeq, a predicted model, not a curated record
AUGCCAUGCAGACUUCUACAUCAAAGGGAAACGAGGUCGGGAGGGCCAAGGGGUCCACAGCACUCCGCACCCAUGGGGCCAGGCUGGCGCAACGCCCCAACGCUGCAACCCUGGGAAGAGUCACACGCACCCUCCCGGGACCCACGUGACUGUCAAGGGAGUGUGGCGGACACAUCCUUCGGGGGUGACGCCCCUGCAGAUGGAGUUUCCCCAUCUGUGCCACCCUUGCGAGGCCUGGGAAAGGCUGCAGGGCCAGGCGGCACUGGGCAAACUGAGUGCCAGGUAGUCAUUGCAACAUGCUGGGCAAAUCUGAAACCAUGGGGACAGACGAGCUGCACCCCUGGGAAAGAGGACAGAGGGAGGCGGUUAUCAACGUCCUCCUGUGCCUCAGUUUCCAGAAACAAGCCAGACUCAGUGCCUCAGGGAGACCCCGUGUGGCCUCCAGAGAGCACAGGACCCGCCCUUUGUGCAGGUGAGGAAACCGAACCCCAGAGCAGUGCAGGACUGGCCUGGGGACCCCGGGCUGAGCCCUGGGCGCCUUCCCUCUGCCCAUCUCAGACAGGCACGGCCAGCACCGCCUCGCCCCAACGCGCCUCCAGACUGGCCCUCCAGGGGCCCCCAGGCACAAUCCUCUCACUUUCCUCCUCAAGCCCCCGCCCUUCCCCUUCACACCAUGACCUAGGGGCUGCUAGCAGCUAGGCGGGGCUCCAAGGCUUGAAGCUGCUUCUCCAGGUCUCUUUCCAGGGGGCGGCAGAUGGCUGCUCACUCAGCGACGCCGACACCAACAGGACGGGACCCAUGCACGGGUCUGACUUCCCUCCCAGGCUCUGCCUUCACUCAAUGGCCCUGUGGGGCAGCUGGGGCUCCCGGCCGCCCUCCCCUGCCCAUAGCCAUGAGGUUUCUUCCUAGGGUUCUGUUUUCCCCACAGUCGGAAUUGAGGUGCUGGGAGGCUCCAGGAGAGGGACGGGGUGGAGCGAGUGGCCUGGAGCCCCCCAGAGCAGACCCCAAAGAGAAGGGUCAGAAGUGCCCUGUGGGGUCUGGGCAGCUGGGCGGAGCCCACAAGCCUGAGACCCUGUGGGAAGGAAGUGCCCCCACCCCGUGGUAAGAAAGGGGCUGGUAGAGGCUCCUAUGUGGCCCCCUCUGUCCCCUCCCCACCUCUGGCCAGGCUUGGGAUGAGCCCUGAGUGGACACAGGCGCCACAAUGGGGUCUCGGGGGUGAGGGCUGAGGAGGCUGAGCCUCCAAGGACCCCAGGGUGCCUGUCCCCACUGCACA